Molecule: messenger RNA, 2152 nt
Organism: Drosophila melanogaster (fruit fly)
Lineage: Eukaryota; Metazoa; Arthropoda; Insecta; Diptera; Drosophilidae
Gene: Plzf
Product: promyelocytic leukemia zinc finger
Exons: 2
Coding region: 58-1467 (469 amino acids)
Biological process (GO): animal gross anatomical part developmental process
Cellular component (GO): nucleus
Molecular function (GO): DNA binding
Source: RefSeq, marked reviewed
AAACAUUUGAUUAUUUUGUUUAUAUCGAGUGCUAGUAGCAUUAUCUAAGCUGCAGAAAUGCUGCACUCACAGACAAUGCAAUCCAUACCCACUCUGCACCAGCCGCUACACUCCAAGGUAUCGAACUAUCUAAACAAUCAGCGAAGAACCGGACAAUUCUGUGACCUGCUCCUCGAACUGGAUUCGGAUGAUUCCCUCAGCUUAAGCGUCCAUUUCUGCGUACUGGCUGCUCAGAGCCAGUUUAUAAACUCUAACCAGAAGCAACAGCAGUUCUCCAUUCACAAUCCGCUGAAGAUCACCAUCCGUAAUUUCAGCUGCACCCAAUGCCUGCACACAAUUGUGGACUUCUUCUACGAGGAUUUGGUGUCCGUGUCCAAGGAGCACGAACUGCAUUUUAGGGAGCUAGCGCAAAUUUUGGCUGUGACAGAACUACUGAAUCUCUACCAGUUGCAGCCCUUGGGCGAGGCGAAGGAAGCAACGGAGAUCCCAGCACCUGGAGAGGCGCAACCAAAUCCAGAUCCAGAAAAGAAAGCGGAGGCUGUGUUUGAGAAUCGACAAAGUUACUUCAAGCUUAAGAACCCGCGAGCUGUAAAGUCCAGCAGCAAAGUGAACUACUGCAUUGGCUGCGACUUCAAGUGCUAUCAGGUACAGAAAAUGAUCGAGCACAUGGGCAGCUGUGAGCCCUCCCAUUUGAUUUGCUCGCUGUGCGAAGUCGGCUUUCUGGACUGGCGGGAAUACGACACUCACCUACGACGGCACUCUGGUGAUCUGCGUAAGCCCUUCUUUUGCUUACAGUGCGGCAUCCGCUUCAACACACGAGCUGCCCUGCUCGUCCAUCAGCCUAAGCAUUCCACGGAAACGCCGCACAUAUGUCCACAUUGCGGCAAGGGCUUCAAGUGGAAGCAGGGCCUGAGCAAUCACAUCCUGGUCCACAAUCCCGAGAAGCAAAUGCUCUGCGACGUCUGCGGCUAUAGCACCACGCACAUGAAGGCCCUCAAGUCGCACAAACUGCUUCACACCGGAGAAUUCUUUGCGUGCACAGUUUCAGGCUGCAAGCAUCGAGCCAAUCGCAAGGAGAACCUCAAAUUGCACAUUGAAACUCACAAACAGGGUCGCGAUUUUAUCUGCGAGGUCUGUGGCUGCAAGUUCAGCCAGAGCAAAAACCUCAAGCGUCACGCCCUCAAGCACACGGAGAAUGGUCCGAACCGCUACAAGUGCCAGCUGUGUGGAUUCAGCAGUCAUCGCUCCGACAAAAUGAAGGAGCACGUGCAGCGGGUUCACACAGAGAAACCGGUGCAGUUGGAGCUCUCGGAAACGGUGGACAGUAGCUUUCCCGAUGACUUUGAGCUUCCCGUGAUCGAAACGUCACCCAAGAAGAAGCCAAAGAGUGUUAAGAGCAAGACUAUAAGGAAUGUUAAUCCUGACAAGCGACUGAAAACACUACUGCCCAAGGAGACUGUAGAAUAGGAAUAAAACGGAAGGUUACCCCAUUCAUAACUUCUCAGAGAAAGAGAUUUGUGAGGCAAAGGUCAAUAGUAAAUAUUUAGAAUAACUAUGUUGAAAAGAGACUGUAUCAGCAAGUUUAGAACAUUUGCUAUAUUUACAAAAUGAGACGUGGGAUCUCUCGUUCUGAGUUCUAGUACAACAAAAUUGUAUCUAGAAUAUUCACGGAAACCCAGUUUCUUUUUAAAGCCAUUAAAAAAGAACCAUCGAGAAAUCUAAAGAUUGAUUUGCUACCAACGAAUUGUAAAUAAAGUGGUAUAUUGUGGCAGGUUCUUGAAACAACAUUGUUGAGGCCGUUCUAUCUUAUCUAAGAUGGUGACUACGAUCUAUUGCGUCGUUUGAAGACGAACUUUCAGAACGAAUACCUGCCAAAUGACUAACUAGAGCGAUAGUUAGCACCUUAUCAACGCCAGAAGGCUAUGUAUAUAUGUAUGUACGUAACAUUUGUUUAUAUAAAAUCCAUUAAACCAAAACAAACUGAAAGCUUUUCGCUAUUCAGAAAUAAACAAAUGCGUUGCCUGGUGGGAGGGAAGUGGGUCAACCGAUCAGGUUCUAAUGCACCAAAAUAAAUAUCCAUUAUGAGUAUAUCUUUUGUAAAUCAAAAAUGUUAUUCGAAUUAUAAUUAUUGCUAAAUUGUUUCUUGUGCCCU